AUGAAUGCUCGGGAGGAGAACCUGCUAAAGUCGAUCAGUAAUGACACUCUGCUGGACUUGACGCAGCGCUACGGUCAGUCUGCGCUCGGUUUCGGUCCGGGUCAUGGCACCCCCAGCCCCUCUUGUUACCCGCUCACAUCCUCCGCCGCAGCCGAUUACUUAUCUGCUCAGACGGCGAAAUCCGGUGAAAGCGGAGGCGAGCACACGAGCGACGACGACGAUGCGUUUGACGUGGACGCGCACAAAAGGAGCCCGGCCUUCGGAGAGGACCCCAAACACCCAUCCGCGCUCUCCAAGAAACCCAAAGAGCAACGCUCCCUGCGCUUAAGCAUCAACGCCCGAGAGCGCCGGCGCAUGCACGACCUGAACGACGCACUGGACGGCCUGCGAGCCGUCAUCCCAUACGCACACAGCCCGUCCGUGCGCAAACUGUCCAAAAUCGCCACCCUGCUCCUCGCCAAGAACUACAUCCUCAUGCAGGCGCAGGCGCUCGAGGAGAUGCGCAGGCUAGUGUCGUACCUGAACCAGGGCCAGACGCUCACCUCGGCCGUACCGAGCGCACUAGCACCGUUCGGACAGAACGCUGCCACCGUGUACCCGUUCUCAGGAACGGCGCUGGCCGCCUGCGUGGAGAAGUGCUCGUACUCCGGUGCGCCAUCCAGUCUCUUCAAGCAUUGCAGUGAUAAGCCUUGA
Molecule: messenger RNA, 693 nt
Organism: Trichomycterus rosablanca
Lineage: Eukaryota; Metazoa; Chordata; Actinopteri; Siluriformes; Trichomycteridae
Gene: bhlhe23
Product: basic helix-loop-helix family, member e23
Exons: 1
Coding region: 1-693 (230 amino acids)
Biological process (GO): positive regulation of transcription by RNA polymerase II; axon development; sensory organ development
Cellular component (GO): nucleus
Molecular function (GO): DNA-binding transcription factor activity, RNA polymerase II-specific; E-box binding; protein dimerization activity
Source: RefSeq, a predicted model, not a curated record